Messenger RNA from Heterocephalus glaber (naked mole-rat), 5838 nucleotides. The record is from RefSeq and is a predicted model, not a curated record. NCBI's taxonomy places the organism in Eukaryota, Metazoa, Chordata, Mammalia, Rodentia, Bathyergidae.
GCUUCCUGUGACCAUUCUCUGUGUAGCCUGAGAGAACAGGGAAGGAAACUGAGGAAGCUGCUCACUUUCAUUCCUAGGAAAUAGUAGAAAAGUGCUGAUGCUUCUUCACCAAGUCCCAUAUUCUCCAGCAAAGGUUGGAACAACUAGAAAAGAAUCUGGAUUGAAAAGCAGUAACCAAGGAUUCCACUGAAGAUCCUGAUGGAGGAGGAAGGUACCCAGAGAGAAGAGCCCAUGGAAGAUGGAGUUGGUGAUGCCCAACAUUUCGGUCCCUGCAAGAUUAUGGCAGAGUGUAGUCACAUGCAGAAACAGCUGGACUUACAAAAUGGUAGCUUAGAGGAAGGCUUUGUGGUGAAUUCCCUGGAGAACCAUCCCCCAGACAUGAUGGAGAGCCUAAACUCAAAGAAAUACUUUUCCAGUCUGAAAUUUAAAGCCAAUGGAGACUAUUCUGGCUCCUACUUAACCCUCUCACAGCCUGUGCCUGCUAAGAGAAGCCCUUCUCCUUUGGGUACCAGUGUCAGAAGCAGCCCCUCUUUAGCCAAAAUCCAUGCAAGCAAGCAGUUCUCCUGUGAGGGAACUGAGAAAAAUAUUUCCACGAAACCCCCCACUCCUUCACUCAACACUACACACUCUCUUGGUGGAUACUCACUCGGGAGAGCAGAUUUUGAUCAUUAUAGCGGUCGGGACAGUGAAAGGUCCUUGAGACUCUCAGAGAAGCUUCCUUAUUCCAAAUACAACUCUAGAAAUAAAUCGCAUGACAGUGUCUAUUUUCUUGGAGGAUUAGAAGGAAGAAAGGCAUCUGGUUCGCUCCUGACCAUGUGGAAUGGAAGUUCCCUUAGUGACUCUGGCCAUUCUCCCAUCAGCAGAUCGGGGGCGGCAAGCAUGCCUUCAAGCCCAAAGCAAGCCAGGAAAAUGAGCAUCCAGGACAACCUGACUCCUCAACCCAAGGUAACCAGACACAAGGACCCAGCAUCUGAAAGCAUCAGUUUAAGAACUAGGAAGUAUUCAGCUGGCAGCCUGAGUCACAUGGGAGCCUAUAGCCGAUCGCUUCCGAGGCUGUACAAAGCCACAGAGAACCAGCUGAUGCCUCUCACCUUGCCUCCAAGAAACUCUCUGGGCAACUCCAGAAGAACCAGGCUGGGGGAAAAGGAUCUACCUCAUAGUAUCAUAGACAAUGACAAUUACCUUAAUUUUUCCUCUUUAAGCUCAGGGGCUUUACCCUAUAAAACCUCUGUAUCGGAGGGUAGUCCUUAUGUGAGUUCCACACUCAGCGUCCCUGCCAGUCCUCGAGUGGCUCGGAAGAUGCUUCUGGCCUCCACCUCCUCCUGUGCCUCUGAUGACUUUGAUAGGGCUUCCUAUUCCGGGACAAGUCACUCAUUUUCUGCUGGAGAAUCAGACAGAGUGUUUGCGGCCAGGAGGAACUUCUCAUGUGGCUCUGUGGAGUUUGAUGAUGGUGAUUUGGACAGCCUCAGACAAGCCUCAGGAACCCCCCAGCCUGUCCUUCGGGAACGGAAAAGCAGCAUUAGCUCCAUUUCAGGACGGGAUGACCUGAUGGAUUAUCACCGGCGGCAGAGGGAGGAAAGACUCAGGGAGCAGGAGAUGGAGCGACUGGAGAGACAGCGUCUGGAGACCAUCCUCAGUCUCUGUGCCGAGUACACCAAGCCCGACGGCCGCCUGUCCACGGGCACUACCGUGGCAGAUGUGCAGAAAAUCAACAAGGAACUGGAGAAGCUGCAGCUCUCUGAUGAGGAGUCUGUGUUUGAGGAAGCCCUGGGGUGCCCUGACACAAGAUACCGGUGCCACCAGAAGGGCUCUCUCCAUGAUGCUGACCUGGAGGGCUGUGGGAGCCUCAGUCAGAGCGUUGCCAGCCUUCUCUCCACCAGGAGCAUCAGGAAUGAUGAACUUCUCAGUGACCUCAUCAGGACCCCACCACCGCCCACCUCUGGCUUUCUGAAAGCUGCCAGCGAGUCCUCUUACCUAAGUAUCCUACCAAAGACCCCAGAAGGUAUAAAUGAAGAACAGAGGGCUCAGGAAUUGGCUGAGAUGGAGGAUACCCGGAUAGUAAUUCUGAACAACCUUGAAGAGCUUGAACAAAAAAUCAAAGAUAUUAAUGACCAGAUGGAUGAAUCUUCCAGAGAGUUGGAUAUGGAAUGUGCCCUUUUGGACGGGGAGCAGAAAUCUGAGACAACUGAACUAAUGAAGGAGAAGGAGAUUUUGGAUCAUCUAAACCGGAAAAUAGCAGAACUGGAAAAGAACAUUGUUGGUGAAAAGACCAAGGAAAAGGUAAAGCUUGAUGCUGAAAGGGAAAAACUAGAGAGGCUUCAGGAGCUUUACUCCGAGCAGAAGACCCAGCUGGACAAUUGUCCUGAGUCCAUGAGGGAACAGUUACAGCAACAACUGAAGAGGGAUGCUGACCUGUUGGAUGUUGAAAGCAAACAUUUUGAAGACCUGGAAUUCCAACAGCUUGAACACGAGAGCCGUCUGGAUGAGGAAAAGGAGAACUUGACUCAGCAGCUGCUGCGUGAAGUGGCUGAAUACCAGCGAAACAUUGUCACUAGAAAGGAGAAAAUUUCUGCAUUGAAAAAGCAAGCCAAUCAUAUUGUUCAGCAGGCUCAGAGAGAACAAGAUCAUUUUGUGAAAGAAAAGAAUAACUUAAUAAUGAUGCUACAAAGAGAAAAGGAGAAUCUUUGUAAUCUGGAAAAGAAAUACUCCAGCCUCUCAGGGGGGAAAGGGUUUCCUGUUAACCCUAAUACUUUAAAGGAGGGCUAUCUCAGUGUAAAUGAAUUUAAUGAGCCAUGUGGCCAUUCCACGAAUCUCUCCCCUUCCACUCAGUUCCCUGCUGAUGCUGACGCUGCUGUCACUGAGCCUGCCUCAGCUGUGCCGGUGAGCCAGCCACAGAGUCCAGAGCAAAGAUCACCUGUCUGUUCUGGAUUUAUGUUUCCUUCCACCCUUUCUCUUCAUCCUGUCACUCAACCUUCAUCAGCCCCUUGGCCGGAAGUCAUGGCUACAUCUGUCGAUUCUUUCCCUCUAAAUGACACACCUCCUCCUCUACCAGCUAAGAAACACAGAAGGCAACAGCAGCAGGAGCAACAGCACUUUAGAAGUCUGGAAGAAAGGAAAAAACAGAAUAAAGAAGGCCUCUAUCUGAGUGACACUUUGCCUCGAAAGAAAACCACACCUUCCAUCUCCCCACAUUUCAGCAGUGCCACACUGGGGAGAAGCACCGCCCCAAAGGGUCACUUGCCUCUGGGACAGAGCAACAGCUGUGGCAGUGUGCUUCCUCACUCCCUGGCAACCAUGACCAAAGACUCGGAAUCUCGGAGGAUGCUCAGAGGUUAUAAUCAUCAACAGAUGAGUGAAGGACAAAGACAGAAACCUGAAUUUUACAACCGCACAGCAUCAGAAUCAAAUGUCUAUUUGAAUAGUUUCCACUACCCUGAUCAUAGCUACAGGGACCAGGCCUUUGAUACUUUGAGCCUGGACAGCUCCGACAGCAUGGAGACCAGCAUCUCUGCCUGCUCACCCGACAAUAUCUCUAGUGCCAGCACUUCAAAUAUUGCCAGGAUAGAAGAAAUGGAGAGGCUGUUGAAACAGGCUCAUGCAGAAAAGACCCGACUGCUUGAGUCCAGGGAACGGGAAAUGGAAGCCAAAAGACGAGCUUUGGAAGAAGAAAAGCGACGCCGAGAAGUUCUGGAAAAACGACUGCAGGAAGAAACUAGCCAGAGGCAGAAGUUAAUAGAAAAGGAAGUAAAAAUAAGGGAGAAACAAAGGGCACAGGCUCGCCCUUUGACACGCUAUUUGCCUGUCCGGAAGGAGGACUUUGAUUUGCGGAGCCAUGUAGAGACCGCUGGCCACAAUAUUGAUACCUGUUACCACAUAUCAAUCACAGAGAAGACUUGCCGAGGUUUCCUCAUCAAAAUGGGUGGAAAAAUUAAAACUUGGAAAAAACGCUGGUUCGUUUUUGAUCGGAAUAAGCGCACAUUUUCUUAUUAUGCAGAUAAGCAUGAAGCAAAAUUAAAAGGAGUAAUAUACUUUCAAGCCAUUGAAGAAGUAUAUUAUGAUCACCUCAAGAAUGCUAAUAAGAGCCCUAAUCCGUUACUCACUUUUAGUGUCAAGACACACGACAGAAUCUAUUACAUGGUGGCCCCAUCGCCGGAAGCCAUGCGUAUCUGGAUGGAUGUUAUAGUUACCGGGGCAGAAGGUUACACUCACUUUUUGUUAUAGUGAAUGGAAGCAACAGUCCACUCCAGGGCAGACUGCAAUAAUCUCUUACAAGAAUGAAGCCAUAUUCAAUCCCAGAAGCAAAGACCCAGCAGACCAACUUCCUCACUGUAUGCACUCAGAACUCCUUUUAUACUAGGAAGUUAUUUGUAAAAACAAAUUUAAAAAAAGAGAAAAGAAGUUUUAAUUCAAAACUUGAUCAUAAAUGGAAAAAGAAGUGAAGCUCCUACAAGAAACACUAUUUUGAUAAAUAUCACUAAAAGAACAUUUCUUAUAUUUUUUAUCAGCUGGUUUUGGUGAAAUAAACUAAACAGUUUACAGAAUAUCUGUAUAUGUGUACUUGCAAAUAUGGAAUUACUGUAGCAUGCAAAUUGUUGCCAUUGGGCUUUUUUUUUUUUUUUUGACUACCAUUUUACAAAUAUAGGCAAAUAAAGGCUUGGAGAGGAAUAUGUUUUAUGAAUUUUGCAUUACUUUGUAAGUACUCCAUCAAAACCAAAGACUUGACAUGACUUCUGUUUAACGGUAGUGGUUUAAAGUAAAGUAGUUUUAAGUGGUAAUGUUCCUCUAUAUUUUAAAACAAUAUUUUGACCAGAUGCCCAGGAAAUUGACUUUGCAGUGUUGUCACCAUGAUAAGCUACUGUACAUAUAUAGUAAAACACUUUUUGUAAAAGAAGAAAGAAAAAAAUCUGUAUUUUAGAAAAAUACCAUCUCAGCCAAAAGACAUUUUGUCACAUUGGGAAAUUUUUAAAUAAAGAAAAUAUUUGAUGUUAGGAGCUUUUUCGUGCAAGAUUUCUCCUUUCUGAGUGCUGAGAAUGAAGGCAACCAGUAGCUGAUUUCCUUUAGAUUGUCUCAUUUCUCUUUGUUAUGGAGCAUACCUAUCAGUUACACCUCGCAUGACAUAGCUAUGAAAUCCUAGUUCUGUUUUCACCAGAGAACACAAUUAAAAUACCCAAUAUGCAGAACUGAUAUAACGGCAAAAUUCAACUUAACAUUAUCUAUAAUAUUUUAUUAUGUAUUUCCUUGCGAUUAGACUUUAGUUUUUAGAGUUAAAUUAAUUUUUGUGAAUGAAAGGACUUCAGGCAAGUCUCUUUUAUAAUGGAUUUUCAAAUGUCACUUACAGUUUAUGUUUUGUGUGUUUGUAAGUAUGAAUGUACUCUUUCCUAAAACAUGGUAAAUGACUAGAAGUACAAAAUAAUGAUGUUACUUACAAGAUUAAAUGAUUACAAGUGUCUUUAAAAUUUUGUCAGGCUUUAUUAGGUACAAUUAUUUUUAUGUUUGCAAAAUACUUUGUAUACAUGUAUACAUAUUGCCAGUAAGAUUUGCAACUGAAUAAUGCAAGAUCUUACUUGAACAAUGAAGAACAAAAAUCAUGAUUGUAAAAGAUCUUUUUAAAAAUCAGAUUUUGCAGAGAUCACCCUUAAACUCUUUAGUGAUCUAAGAGAAUGAAAUGCAAUAGCUAAAAUUUUGUUGGUUAAUGUAAAGAUAUUUUUCUGUACUGUACUUUCUCCAUAGGAUUAUAAGAAUAUCCUAAUCAACUUGCAUGUUGUAAACCUUUUAAAUAUGUGUGUUAAACAUGAAUUUGGAUUAAAACGUUGACCUGAUUUCACAUGUGAAAGUAAA